Messenger RNA from Rhagoletis zephyria (snowberry fruit fly), 642 nucleotides. RefSeq lists its product as uncharacterized. NCBI's taxonomy places the organism in Eukaryota, Metazoa, Arthropoda, Insecta, Diptera, Tephritidae. The record is from RefSeq and is a predicted model, not a curated record. Gene Ontology annotation, molecular function: nucleic acid binding.
AUGAUCGAACGUUGGCACAGGUCGCUAAAGGCGGCGCUUAUGUGUCAUGCUUCAGCGAGUUGGGUGGAUUCGCUACCUGUUGUGAUGCUGGGACUUCGCACAAGUUACAAGGCUGACAUCCACGCCAGUGCGGCAGAGAUGCUGUAUGGAACAACGCUGCAUCUGCCAGGCGAUUAUUUUUUGGAUCAAGGUAAAACAGUAGAACCACUCCAGUUCAUAAAUGAUUUUCGGGAUUUUAUGCGCAAAAUACGAUCAGAACCGGCAGCUCACCAUAAUAAAACCAGGGCUUUCCAUCAUCAGUCAUUGCGCACUUGCACACACGUUUUCGUUCGGGUAGACGAAGUGAAACAACCAUUGCAGCAGCCGUAUCGAGGACCUUUUGAGAUUUUGAAACGAAUUUCAGACACUGUUUUUGUGGUGAAAGUCGAAGGUCGCUCGACAACGCUAUCAACUGAACGUCUUAAGCCGCCAUUUGUCGAAACCUUACCGGAUUUGGUUCAUCCAGUAGCAACGCAUAGAUCAUCCAGUUCAGGGAUUUACGAAACACUACAACGUAGCAAUAUCAUGACUUCUCAUACAAGUUCGAGUCACUCCGGGGGGACUACUAUGGCUACUGUGCACAAGUACACGAGUGAGACAUAG